ACGACUAAACGACUAAACAACAACAACUUAGAUGGAAUUUGCUGUCCUCACAUUCUCUGUGGCAAAAGCCAGGGUUGUGGAGCCAGAAAGUCAAGACUGCUGCCCUUAAGAGGCAGGAGACACUUGCAGUGAGUGACAGCAACUCCACUCCUUGGGAGCAGGACGAAGAGCAGAGAGAAGGGAGAAGGAAAGACCAUAUGUUUCUAUACAGUGCACAGUGGCUGUUUAUAGUUUUGGAGGAGGGAGCGUGUGCAAUACAUCAGCUUUUGUUUUGGUUUGCAUAUUGCUUCAGGUGGUGUGAAUUAAGUAACUUUACCUCCCCUUCCCACAACUGCAUCACUAACCCCUCACUUCCUUAUCCUCCUUUGCCCUGAAAUUCUUGUCCUAUAUUUGAUUUCCCCCUCCCUCUUUGGUCAUCCACAUUCUCCCUCUCCUCCCCUUCCUCAUUUUAUUGCCUCCCUUCUUUUCUUCAUAAGUUAGAUCUAUUAAUAUAAAUCUGUGUUUAUGUUGCUUUAAAGCAAAAGAUAGGUACUUUAAAGCUGAGUACUGUACUUCCAAUUUAUAGGGCUUUUUAUUAAAAAUAAAUAAAUUAACUACAAUAGGGAUUAAAAAGACAUACUUCCAUCCAUUCCAAAUCCCAGUUUGUUAAUUAUCUUAAUGGUUUUCUUUGCAUAAGGUACACUGGAUAUUAUUUUAGUGCAAAUAAAUUAACCGUAGCAAGGGUUAACUUUUGCUUGCUCUGCUUCCUGGCUCCACCUAGAUUCAUGAUAAGUGGAGCAACUUUUUAAAACCACUUGUUUUUUCUGCAAGAGCUUGUGCUUGUGCUUUUGUGUCACAGAGCUCCGAGAGAUGGCUUUCUGGGUGAUGGUCCUAUGCGCCGUCCUGGCAUGCAUAUUGGGGGGGCUUUAUUUGUUGGGGGCGUUCCGCCAGAGGGGAGCCCAAGAGCCCCCUUUAGAUAAAGGCCUUAUUCCGUGGCUUGGAUAUGGAUUGCACUUCCAAAAGGACGGCGUUGCCUUCUUGCAAAGGAUGCAGAAGAAGCAUGGGGAUAUCUUUACGGUACUGCUUGGGGGAUACUAUUUCACCUUUGUGAUGGACCCCCUCUCCUAUGGAGCUAUUCUGAAGGAAGCAAGAACCAAGCUAGAUUUCACUUUAUAUGUAACCCAAAUUGUGGAGCAAGCGUUUGGGUUUCAGCAUUCAGAAAUGACUCAUAAGGUACUAGAGGCAGUCAACACAAAGCACCUCAGGGGCGAUGGGCUCGUGGUGAUGACCCAGGCCAUGAUGGAGAGCUUGCAUAGAGUGAUGCGCCAUAGCCUGAGUUCAGCAGGAGGGGAGAAGUCCUGGAAACAGGAUGGAUUGUUCCACUUCAGCUACAACAUGCUCUUUAAGGCCGGAUAUCUUGCUGUGUUUGGAAAUACAACCAGCAAAGGUGAAAAGAACAAAGAAGAUGCUGAGAGGAGUGACCUAGCUGACUCUGAAGAUUUAUUCGCAGAGUUUUGCAAAUUUGAUAAUUUUUUCCCGGGAUUAGCAUCUUCCAUGCUGUCUCCCAGAGAUAAAAUGGAAGCAGAGUCUCUGAAGAGACACUUCUGGAACAUCACGUCUGUAAAGGAAGUAUAUAAGAAGGAAAAUAUCAGUGGCUGGAUAACUGACCUGCAAAAACAUCUGGAUGAGGCUGGGAUGCCUGAAUACAUGCAGGGGCGGCUUUUUUUCACGUUGCUCUGGGCACUUCAAGCUAAUUCUGGACCAGCUUCCUUCUGGCUUCUUGCCUACCUGAUGAAAAAUCCCAAGGCGAUGGAUGAGGUGAGGAAAGAGGUGGACAGAGUGGUGGAAGAAUCUGGCCAGGAAGUGAGGGCAGGGGGUCCAGUGCUUAAUAUCACCAAGGAGAUGUUAGACAAGACCCCCAUCUUGGACAGUGCUGUGCGAGAGACUUUGAGACUGGCCACAACACCACUGGUGAUCAGGGUUGUGAUGGUGGAUCUAGAAAUCCAGAUGAACGAUGGGAGAAAAUAUCUUCUGCGCAAAGGAGACAGAGUUGCCCUUUUCCCCUUUGUAGCAGCACAUAUGGAUCCAGAAAUCCACCCAGAUCCCCAUGUUUUCAAAUAUGACCGGUUCCUCAGCCUAGACGGCACAAAAAAGAAAUUCUAUAAGAAUGGGGAAAAGGUGAAAUAUUUCUCCAUGCCUUGGGGUGCAGGGGCCAUGUGCCCUGGGCGUUUCUUUGCUACCAAUGAGCUAAAACUCAUUGCCUUCCUGAUGCUGACAUACUUUGAUAUGCAGCUGGUUAACGUGGAGGAGGAAAUCCCUCCCGUAAACAAGAACCGCUGUGGGUUUGGUGUGAUGCAGCCCACACACGAUGUUCAGUUCAGGUACCGACUUCGCCACUGAAGGUAGGAGGCACAGGAAGCCACCUGGUAUCAUGUGCCUGUGAAUCUUCAUGCUAAAUUGAGUUUUUAAAAAAUCAAUCGUAUGUUUCUAUUUUUUUUAAAGAAACCUUCCG
This is a messenger RNA of Podarcis muralis (Common wall lizard), 2491 nucleotides long. Its product is annotated as 5-beta-cholestane-3-alpha,7-alpha-diol 12-alpha-hydroxylase-like. Gene Ontology annotation, molecular function: heme binding; sterol 12-alpha-hydroxylase activity; iron ion binding. NCBI's taxonomy places the organism in Eukaryota, Metazoa, Chordata, Lepidosauria, Squamata, Lacertidae. The record is from RefSeq and is a predicted model, not a curated record.